UCUUUGACAUUUCUGGCCAUGUGGAUGAUGGCCAAGGCUUGGUCUCAUCAUGAGUGCUGGUACAAGUAUUCCGCAAAGCCAGGUUGCUUUUUGUGACGUCUCGCGGUGCAAGAGUUUGAGUAACUCUUCAGGUCAAAGCCAAAAAGCAAUAAAAACCGUUAGACCAAGGGAACAACCUCGAACGUUGUCAUCUCAGCCACGAUGAAGUUCACCAAUGGUAUGUGGAGGGCUAGGGGGGGAGUCACUCUCAAUUGGAUGGGCAAUGUCGAGAGACUUGAAGUACAAGAUGACAAGGUUGAUCUCCUGCUCACAAAACCCCUAAAUCAUAGAGGAGAUACAUUGAACAGUGGCACCUUGACCACCGUCGUCCGAUCGCCAAUCGAGGGUGCAACAGCAGUCAAGUUUUCCCAUUGGACGGGUGAAGAGGAUUUAGGACCCCAUUUUCCUUUGAACGAGACCCCUUCAUCGCCUAAGAUCAUUCACGACAAGGGCAAAUCUCUACAAUACUCGACAGGAUCAUUGGACCUAAGCAUCAACACCACACCGAACAAACUCGGUUUUACAUAUUCCCAGAACUCCAAGAAACUUACAGGACAUUCUUUUCGCUCUGUCGGAUGGGUUGCCAACACCGACACCCCGAGUUACGACAUCUCUGAAGGCCUGUACGCCGAAUCCCAAAACUAUAUUCUCCUCGAACUAGACCUCUCUGUGGGUGAGAAGAUUUAUGGGUUGGGUGAACGCUUUGGCCCCCUGGUAAAGAAUGGCCAGACCGUCGACAUUUGGAAUGAGGACGGGGGUACUUCCAGCGAGCUGACGUACAAGAACAUUCCCUUCUACAUCUCCUCGCGUGGUUAUGGUGUCUUUAUCAACAACCCUGGCAAAGUCAUGCUCGAAGUCCAGUCGGAACGAACCACCCGUGUCAACAUUGCUGUUCAAGGGGAAUCUCUCGAAUAUGUCAUCAUUUCCGGCCCUUCACCAAAAGAUAUCCUCAACCGGUACACGGCCCUGACCGGCCGACCAGCUCUUCCACCCGCCUGGUCAUAUGGCCUGUGGCUCACCACCUCAUUCACGACAUCUUACUCGGAGGAGACGGUGACGGGAUUCCUCGACGGAUUCAAGCAACGGUCCAUUCCAUUGUCCGUCUUCCACUUUGACUCUUUCUGGAUGAAGUCUUUUACCUGGUGCGACUUCACCUUUGAUGAUGAGAAUUUUCCUGAUGCCAAGGGAUACAUCUCCCGCCUCAAGUCGAGGGGCUUCAAAAUCUGCGUCUGGAUCAAUUCAUACAUUGCUCAAGCUUCGCCAUUAUUCGCCGAGGGCAAGAAGAAUGGCUACUUCAUCAUGCGUGCAGACACCGCCCGUCCCACGGUGUGGCAGUGGGACAAUUGGCAGGCAGGUAUGGCGGUCGUUGACUUUACGAACUCCGCCGCGUGUGAAUGGUAUGCAGGCCAUAUGAAGCGCCUGAUGGACCUCGGGGUUGAUUCGUUCAAGACCGAUUUUGGCGAACGGAUUCCCUUCAACCCCAAGAAGGUCAAGUAUCACGACGGGAGCGAUCCAGUGCGUAUGCAUAACUUCUAUGCUUACCUGUACAACAAAACUGUGUUCGAAGCGAUGCAAAGCCAUGGCAAGGACGCCUGUUUGUUUGCCAGAUCUGCCACAGCAGGUGGACAGCAAUUUCCUGUGCACUGGGGUGGAGACUGCGAGAGUACUUUCGAAGCGAUGGCAGAGACAUUGCGGGGAGGCUUGAGCCUUGGUCUCUCAGGGUUUGCAUUCUGGGCUCACGACAUUGGAGGUUUUGAGGGCCUGCCCGACCCAGCCCUUUACAAGAGAUGGGUACAAUUCGGCCUACUGGGUAGUCAUUCGCGCUUACACGGCAGCAGCAGCUAUCGUGUGCCGUGGAUCUACGACUCGGUCCAGUUUCCCGGUGAGGAUGAGGCUUGUAGCAAGGUCUUGAGGGAGAGUGUCCAGAGGAAGUUCACUCUGUUGCCAUAUAUUCUUCGAAUGGCAUUUGAGGGCAAUCAACGGGGCACGCCGGUGAUGCGAGCACUCUUGCUCGAGUUUGGAGAUUCAGACCCGAAUGUUUGGAACAUUGAUACCCAGUAUAUGCUCGGUGAUAGCCUGCUGGUAGCGCCAGUGUUUUGCAAAUCCGGGGAGGUGACCUUCUAUGUGCCGCUGACUGGGGACAAGGGACAAGCCAAGUGGAGAAGUUAUUUCGACUGGAGCAAGACUUAUGAGCCUGGAAGGUGGUAUACGGAAACACAUGAAUUUGACACACUGCCGUUGUUGGUCCGCCCCGGCGCAGUACUUGCCGUCAGCGAGGGGCUGAAAGAGCCUUCUGGCGAUCUGCUGGCAGGGCUGAAAAUCUGGGUGAACGGGCCGUUGGAAGAGAAUAAAACUGUGGAGAUUGUGGAGACAAGUGAUGUCAAAAAGGUCAGCAAGACUAUAGCUGUUUCGAAGGAUCUCAAGGCUACGGGCUUGGACGGGUUAACAGUCGUUGAUCUCUCAAACAGUAAGAAAUAG
This is a messenger RNA of Exophiala mesophila, 2517 nucleotides long. RefSeq lists its product as uncharacterized. The transcript has a single exon. Gene Ontology annotation, biological process: carbohydrate metabolic process. The coding region runs from base 202 to 2517 and encodes 771 amino acids. Lineage: Eukaryota; Fungi; Ascomycota; Eurotiomycetes; Chaetothyriales; Herpotrichiellaceae. The record is from RefSeq and is a predicted model, not a curated record. Gene Ontology annotation, molecular function: hydrolase activity, hydrolyzing O-glycosyl compounds; carbohydrate binding.